CAACGAGAUAUCUGGAGCGGAUCCUUUUGUCUGUACGACUCAGGCCAUAGCUGACAUAGUGAUACUGGUGGAUGGAUCCUGGAGCAUCGGGAGGCUCAACUUCCGCUUGGUCCGCAUGUUCCUGGAGAACCUGGUCAGCGCUUUCAGCGUCGGGAUCGACCAGACCAGGAUAGGUCUGGCCCAGUACAGUGGGGACCCCAGGAUAGAGUGGCAUCUGAAUGCCUUCACCACUAAAGAUGCAGUCCUGGAUGCUGUGAAGAACCUGCCCUAUAAGGGAGGCAACACACUGACAGGCCUGGCGCUGACCUAUAUCCUGGAGAACAGCUUCAAGCCCGAGUCAGGCGCCAGGAGCGGGGUACCCAAAGUCGGUAUCCUAAUCACAGAUGGGAAGUCCCAGGAUGACGUGAUCCCCCCUGCCCAGAGCCUGAGGGACGCUGGCAUCGAACUCUUCGCCAUUGGUGUAAAGAAUGCUGAUGAGAAUGAGCUGAGGGCCAUAGCUUCUGAGCCUGACAACACUCAUGUGUACAACGUGGCAGACUUCAGCAUCAUGAGCUCUAUCAUAGAGGGACUGACCCAGGUAGUCUGUGAACGGGUAGAGGAGCAGGACAAGGAGAUCAAAGGAGAGUCUGCAGGUCAGGAGACACAGGGAGCUCCUCAGGACCUAGUGACAUCAGAGGUGACAGCCAGGAGUUUCAGGGUGUCCUGGAGUCACGCUCCCGGCAGUGUAGAGAAGUACCGUGUGGUGUUCUACCCUGCUACCCAGGGAGGACGGCCUGAAGAGGCUGUGGUGGACGGCACAGAGAACUCUGUGGUUCUGCGGUAUCUCAACUCCUUAACAGAGUACCAGUUAGCUGUGUUCGCUGUCUACACCAGCUCAGCGAGCGAGGCACUUCGUGGCAGCGAGACCACAUUGGCUCUCCCCAUGGUGAACGUCCUGGAGCUGUACGACGUUACCCACAACACCAUGCGGGCGCGGUGGAGCGGUGUGCAGGGCGUCUCGGGGUACAUGGUCCUAUACGCCCCCCUGACCAAGGACCAGGCCUCCGACGAGAAAGAGAUGAAGGUGUCAGACGCAGUAACUGAUCUACAGCUGGAGGACUUGACUCCUGCCACUGAGUACACGGUGACAGUCUACGCCAUGUAUGGAGAAGAAGCUAGCGAUCCUAUGAGUAGCCAGCAGACCACCUUGCCACUGAGCCCUCCCAAGAACCUUGUGUUCUCCGAGGUGGACCACAACUCAGCCAAACUGUCGUGGGAAGCUGCCUCGAGGAAGGUGACAGGAUACCGCAUCAUGUACGUCAAGACUGACGGGCUAAAGACUGAUGAGGUGGAUGUGGGUCCAGUCACGUCCUGGACUCUGAAUGAACUGACGUCUGCAACGGAGUAUGAGGUAGCCAUAUUUGGGAUCUACGACGAGGGCCAAUCAGAAGCCCUCUCUGGCAGCUUCACCACCGACCCUGUGCCAGGACCUCUUGACCUCCAGACCAAUGAGGUCACCGCGGAGAGCUUCCGGGUCAGCUGGGGUCACUCUGCUCCGGGCAUUGUCCUCUACAAACUGACCUGGGCUCCUUAUGAUGGAGGGGACACUAAGGAGAUGGCUCUAAGUGGUGAUGUGGACUCCUUCCUCCUCAGUGGACUGAGCCCUAACACAGAGUACGAAGUGAUGCUCCAAGCCGUCUUCAAAGACCAAUCAGAGAGUGAUGCGGUGUUAGUGGUGGAGACGACACUGGUGCGUCAGGCGGUGAGAGGCCUGCAGGUCCAAGAGGAGACCACCUACAGCCUGGAGGUGUCAUGGCAGCUGGAGGAUCCUAAGGUGGACCAGUACAGAGUCACCUACGUCAGCCUCACAGGAGACCGCAACGAGGAGUCAGUCCUGGUGCCUGGGCAGCAGACCACAGUCCUUCUCCAGCCUCUGCUGUCUGACACAGAGCACAAGGUGACGGUCACCCCAGUCUACACAGAUGGACAGGACGGCAUCAGUGUUUCUUCAGUGGGCAGAACAUUGCCCCUCUCGGCGCCUAGCAACCUGAGGGUGUCUGAGGAGUGGUUCAGUCGCUUCCGCAUCACCUGGGACACGCCUCCUUCUCCCACGUUGGGCUUCAGGGUAGUCUACCAACCCACCUCUGUGCCGGGGUCAGCUCUGGAGACCUUUGUGGGAGACGACGUCAACACCAUGCUGAUCCUGAACCUGCAGAGUGACACUGAGUACACUGUGAAGGUCAUCUCUUCCUACACCACGGGAUCCAGCCAGCCUCUCCAGGGCACCGCGAAGACAUUGUACCUGGGCGUGACCAACCUGAACACCUACCAGGUGAUGAUGUCCAGUAUGUGUGUUCAGUGGCAGCCCCAUCGUCAGGCUGACCUCUACAGGGUGGUCAUCGAGUCUCUGCUCAAUGGCCAGAAACAGGAAGUGAGUGUUGGAGGCUCUGCGUCUAGACAGUGUUUCUAUGAUCUGACCCCUAACAGCCAGUAUAAGAUCAGCGUUUCCACCCAGCUACAGGACAUGGAGGGGCCCGCCGUCACCACCAUCACUACUACACUCCCCGCCCCCACCCAGCCACCGACACCACCCCCCACGUCACCCCCCCUACCGACCAUACCGCCCGCCAAGGAAGUUUGUAAGGCAGCCAAAGCUGACCUGGUCUUCUUGGUGGACGGGUCUUGGAGCAUCGGAGACGACAACUUCCAGAAGAUUAUCCGCUUCCUGUACAGUACGAUGGGAUCUCUGGAUCUGAUUGGUCCUGACGGUACACAGGUUGCUAUAGCACAGUUCAGUGAUGAUGCCAGGACUGAGUUCAAGCUGAACUCAUACGCUAACAAGGAAACGCUGCUCGACGCCAUCAGGCGAAUCACAUACAAGGGAGGGAACACCAAGACAGGCCGAGCCAUUAAGCACGUGAAGGAAUCUAUCUUCACCUCAGAGGGAGGAGUGAGGAGGGGGGUUCCUAAGGUACUGGUGGUCCUCACCGAUGGCCGUUCCCAAGACGACGUCAACAAGGUCUCCAAGGAGAUGCAGAUGGAAGGCUACAUCAUCUUUGCCAUCGGCUUUGCUGAUGCGGACUACGGAGAGUUGGUGAACAUCGCCAGCAAACCCAGCGACAGACACGUCUUCUUUGUGGACGAUUUGGACGCUGUCAAGAAAAUUGAGGAGCAGCUGAUCACUUUUGUGUGUGAGGCUGCCACUGCCACUUGUCCAUCGGUUCUGAUGAGUGGCAACACCAUGGCAGGCUUCAGGAUGAUGGACAUGUUUGGCCUGGUAGAGAAGGAGUACAGUAACGUAGAGGGAGUGUCCCUGGAACCAGGCUCCUUCAACAGCUUCCCCUGCUACAGACUGCACAAAGACGCCCUGGUCUCACAGCCCACCAAGUACCUCCACCCAGAAGGUUUGCCCUCUGACUACACCAUCACCAUCCUGUUCCGCCUGCUACCAGACACCCCCCAGGAGCCCUUUGCAUUGUGGGAGAUCCUCAACAAAGACAAUGAACCCCUGGUGGGGGUCAUCCUGGACAAUGGUGGGAAGACUCUGACGUUCUUCAACCACGACUACAAGGGAGACUUCCAGACAGUCACUUUUGACGAGCCUGACAUCAAGAAGAUUUUCUAUGGCAGUUUCCACAAGCUCCACAUGGCGAUCAGUAAGACCACAGCCAGGCUGGUGGUUGACUGUAAGGUAGUGGGAGGAAAGCCCAUCAACGCAGCUGGCAACAUCAGUAUAGACGGGGUGGAGGUACUGGGACGCAUGGUACGAUCCAGAGGGAAGAGAGACAACUCAGCUCCGUUCCAGAUCCAGAUGUUUGACAUUAUCUGCAGCACGUCCUGGGCCAGUCGAGACAAGUGCUGUGAGCUCCCUGGACUGAGGCUGGAGGAGGACUGUCCUGCCAUGCCCCAUGCCUGUAGCUGUUCUCAGGACAGUAAAGGACCUCCCGGACCCACAGGACCUCCCGGAGGUGCUGGUAUCAGAGGGGCCAGGGGAGAUCGAGGGGAGCCAGGCAAUGUGGGGCCUCAAGGACUAGUUGGUGAUAAAGGUCCUCCUGGACCACAGGGCCCCCCUGGUCCUCAAGGGCCUAGUGGACAUUCCAUCCAGGGACCACCGGGGGGUGAUGGUGAAAAGGGAGAGAAGGGAGAUGUUGGUUUACCAGGACCUCAGGGUGUUGGUGGAUCUCCUGGCGGAUCAGGAAGAGACGGACCAGUUGGACAGAGGGUAACAGUCUAUUCAUUUUGUUUGACUUACAGAUUCAUUAUUUCCAUUAUGUAUUGUGUGUUUAUUCUGUUCGUGUGACCUGCUCAAAGCCUGAACGCCCUGAGCUCUUUAGCUCA
Molecule: messenger RNA, 4317 nt
Organism: Oncorhynchus keta (chum salmon)
Lineage: Eukaryota; Metazoa; Chordata; Actinopteri; Salmoniformes; Salmonidae
Product: collagen alpha-1(XIV) chain-like
Exons: 35
Coding region: 116-4279 (1387 amino acids)
Cellular component (GO): interstitial matrix
Molecular function (GO): protein binding
Source: RefSeq, a predicted model, not a curated record